GCGUCAUGUACGAAGUGUAAAGAAGAGAACUCCUCUUGAAUCUGCGGCAUCGGGAGCCCCUCUUGUUCCUGCGGCAUCGGGAGCCCAACAACCUCUUCCUCAGCCACCAGCACCAGCACCAGCACAUGGGACCGGGGCGGGUCCGGCCCAGGGAGCGCCCGGUAGGGCCGAAGACCAACCGCAGGCAUCACAGGUGGAUCCGUCCAUGAGAAGGCUACUUAAAAGAAUCUCAGGUUUGAAUAUUGGGCCAAAUGCGUCCCAGCGGAACAUAAUACCCGAGGACCAACCCAUGCCUGAUGCUCCCGAUAAUCCUCAGCCGCCGUUAAUUCCAGAGCUGCCGCCUGUUCCUGUUCCUGUGCCACGACCAUAUGCUCCACCGGUGUCACCAUUUCCAGUACCAGAACCGCCAGAUGUUCCUGUAAUACCACAUGUUCAACCAGUCCCUCUUCCUGAGCCCCCGCCGCCUAUUCCGGCAUCGAAUGACCCAGUACCACCACCAGUAGAUCCAGUGCAGGAUGAGUGGUGGCUCCCGCCUAGAAACCCUCCGGUCCCGCCUAUAAACCCUCCGGAAGGUCCCGGAGCUGAGGCUGCAGCUCGAGCUAUCCAGGUCGCCCAGGUCGGAUUUAACGAAGUCAGCAUCCCGAGCACGGACUGGGCCAUCGACGUGCCGCCGCGUGAACCCGUAAAAACCAGGGAAGGCGACUCGGACUGGUUGCACCAACACGUUCCGGGUUGGGGGACAGAUGAUGAAAAUAAGGACGAGCCCAAAAAGAAGGACCGGAAUGACGGCGACGACGACGACGGCGAUGACGAUGAUGACGAGUUUGAGUAUGAUGACGAGGACGAUGACGAUGACGAUGACGAAGAUACGGAUUGGGGGCAGGGCAAAACGGAGCGGUGGAUGGAGGACUUCGCUCCAAAUAAGUUCGCGGACAGAGAUUAUAACAUUGACACAGGCGAGCCAGACGAUCUCGAAGUGUGUGAGAGAAACUCCAGUGAAGACGUAAUGACUUACGGUAUAGGGUUAGUUAAGAGACACCCCUAUGUCCCAUUAUCACUUCAGGAUGCUAACUAUACUGCAGUACGUAGCGAUACUGGUUUCCAAUCAUAACUACCCAAAGCCCCCCCUUUAAGCCAUUCUACGGUUAUGGCCAAGAAUACACGUCUCAACAAGUAUCUUUACCCGCGCUGCAUAUGAGUAUUAUUAACAGGUAAUAAAUAGAGCUCGAGUUUCUCCUCGCAGUAGCAUCUGCCAUGAGACCAAGACCUGGAGAACGAUAUCGUAUAGAUCCACAUCCACGAGAAAAGCGUUGGAUAUCACGAAGGCUUGAGGCUCACAAAAUCAACCGCACUGAUGACGA
Molecule: messenger RNA, 1361 nt
Organism: Daldinia vernicosa
Lineage: Eukaryota; Fungi; Ascomycota; Sordariomycetes; Xylariales; Hypoxylaceae
Exons: 1
Coding region: 206-1111 (301 amino acids)
Source: RefSeq, a predicted model, not a curated record